AUGAGAUCAUCAGUUAAAAUAUCCGCUUUUGUAACUCUAGUGGGUAUUUUGAUUUUGUACAAUCUCCUACGCGUAACAGCACCACCAAUCAAAAUAAGCUGGGAACAAUACGUUCAGCAGCAGAACGGAACGAAAAGCAUUUUAUUAUGGAACGCUUCCGGAGGCACGUUGCAGUCCAAAAAAGGCCGAGUGGAAGUGACAUCUUUCGGUACGGGCAAAGACGUGUUCGCCGAAAAGAAUUGCACUUACACUCGAUGUGAAAUAGUGGACAACCGAUGGGAUCGUCCGCUCGAAUAUUACGACGCAAUCGUGGUGUUGUUUAAUGACGAAUUCGUGACGGCCGAUCAACUGAAGAUGCCCGAAUUCGGAAUAAAAAGAAAUCAAAGUCAACGACUCGUCUUUGCUUCACAAGAAGCUCCCCCAGCGCUGAAACCAUAUUACAACAUGACUCAAUUAGCUCAUUUUUUCAAUUGGACAAUGACGUACAGAAUGGACUCUGAUAUUCGAUUACUCUACGGUCGGAUUAUUCCAAAAGAAAACGCUCCUCGGACACCAGAAGAGAUAAGUCAUUUAAGAGAAAGAGCUCGUGUUAGUUCACCGCCAGACGCAGUUCGCAACAAGACCAAAUCAGUCGCCUGGAUGGUUUCUCAUUGCAACACACACAGCCAACGAGAAACGUACGUCAAAGAGCUAAGCAAAUACAUCGACGUCGAUAUUUUUGGUAAAUGUGGCCACUUGACUUGCACAAAACACCCAUUGCAUAUCUCCGAUCCCCAAUGUUACGACAUGAUCGAGUUAACCUACAAAUUCUACUUGUCAUUCGAAAAUGCCAUUUGCCCAGACUACGUCACUGAAAAGUUUUUCAAAAUUAUGGGCCACCACAUCGUUCCGGUUGUCUACGGAGGAGCCGAUUACACCCAACACGCACCGCCCCACUCGUACAUCGACGCCCGCAAGUUCAAACCCAAAGAAUUGGCCGCUUAUCUCAAAUUACUCGAUGCAAACGACACGCUCUACAACGAGUAUUUCUGGUGGAAGGAUUACUAUCGUGUGGAGUAUAGCAUUGAAGACACGACGCGUCAUGGAUUUUGUGACAUGUGCCAAAAACUGCACGAGCUAAAAGAUGAGGAUUAUCAAUGGUAUAAAGAUCUGGAUUCUGAAUGGGGCGAAAGUAACAAGUGUCAACCAAUUGAUCCCAGCUGGAUAUCAGAUCCUAGUGAAGAAAUAUUUCUCAAGGAGCACUGGCAGAAAACAUUGUGCUUUUUGUUCUUGGCCCUUCUUUGUAUAAGUCUUUUUGUCUGUGGUUAUUUCUAUAAAAAUAAAUCACAAUUAAGAGUGUCCAAGUAA
This is a messenger RNA of Daphnia pulicaria, 1347 nucleotides long. Its product is annotated as alpha-(1,3)-fucosyltransferase C-like. The coding region runs from base 1 to 1347 and encodes 448 amino acids. Lineage: Eukaryota; Metazoa; Arthropoda; Branchiopoda; Diplostraca; Daphniidae. Gene Ontology annotation, cellular component: membrane. The transcript has a single exon. Gene Ontology annotation, molecular function: alpha-(1->3)-fucosyltransferase activity. The record is from RefSeq and is a predicted model, not a curated record.